CUACAAGCCAUUUGUGCUACAGGAUAUUAAUGGUAAUAAAGUAAAGGCGAUGGCAUAUGGGCAAGAUAUUUCUGUUUUGGAUCAAAGAUUAGAUCUUUACAAGACCUAUCUCAUUUCUAAUGCGGGGGUCUCUGAGGUGUAUGCAAAUUUCAGUGUGUCGGAUGAACAUUACAAAUUUCUUUGGUCGCUCAACAGAAGGACAUUGAUUCAAGAUGUGGAUGAGGAGGAUAAAAUAGUUGUGCAGGGAAAUUCAGAAAUUAUUACUACACCAUUUUCUUGCUUCUAUGGCUCCAUGGCGAAGAGGGAAUUGAUUAAUGUGUUUGGUGCCAUUUUCAAAAAACUCCCGCGGGAGUUUGUUAUUACUGAUAGGAAAAAAAGGCAGCGAACGAUUUUGUCAUUCUUGAUGAAGAAUCACAACCAAUCAUCUUCACAAUGUGGGAUGAGUGUGCUAGCAUUCAAGGCGCGCGCUGAAAUUCAAAAGUUACUGGAAGUGAGAAUACAUCCCAUUAUACUUGCUAGGCGUGUUGCUGUGACUACUUAUCAAGGACUAUCACUAUCCACAAGAUAUGACACAAGCAUAGAGUUAAACCCUAAAGGCCAACAUGCUGCUGCUCUAAAAGAAUGGAGAGUUGCAAAUGCACAAGCAAUUCAACAAAUCAACAGUGAAGAAUUGUACAUGGACUCUCUUAUUCGAUUUGGACAUCCAGAUUUGCAAAAAAAAACAAAUAUUUGUGACAUGAA
Messenger RNA from Cuscuta europaea, 741 nucleotides. NCBI's taxonomy places the organism in Eukaryota, Viridiplantae, Streptophyta, Magnoliopsida, Solanales, Convolvulaceae. The record is from the annotation of a GenBank genome assembly.